Aspergillus welwitschiae is the source of this 2109-nucleotide messenger RNA. RefSeq lists its product as uncharacterized. The record is from RefSeq and is a predicted model, not a curated record. Bases 330 to 1817 code for a protein of 495 amino acids. NCBI's taxonomy places the organism in Eukaryota, Fungi, Ascomycota, Eurotiomycetes, Eurotiales, Aspergillaceae. The transcript has a single exon.
UCUUCAUCUAUUUCUGUUACGCUUCAUCUCUCUCCAUCUCUCGCCAUCUCACGUUCUUUCCACUCCUCCUUUCCUCGUUGCUGGUGUUGCAUGGGUGGCCCUUGACAACACUAACUGCAUUGCAUUGCUACCAUCCCUCUCACCUCACCUCAUCCAUAUCCCCGACCAUAUAAUCUUUCAUUAUCGGCCUCUGGGGCGUACAGAGGGUCCCCCUUUUUCUAAAUUAAUUCCUUUUUUUCAUCUUUCUUUUUUUUUUCUUUCCUUUUCUUCUUUAAAUCAUCCUUUUUCCUUCCUUCCAAAUUCACUCCAUCUCUUGUCAAUUAUCCAACAUGUAUCCUACAACAGCACCUCUUGAUUUGGAUUAUCUCAAUGAACAGUUGCUUCCUCGACGCUACGAAUCCGAAGAAGAGGAGACGUCAGAAUCAGAAUAUGGGGCCCAUGACCAUGCCUUUUCGCCUAUCAAGACUGCUGGUCCCUUCGACUCGGAUACCAGUGCAGAUGAGCUUUCCAAUGUGAAUUCCCCAGAGUCGCCAGUGGACAAGUCGUCAUUUGCCCGCCUCCUGUCAGCCUAUCCAUCCGGCAAACGAAGUCGACCCGUAUCCAUGGAUACGGUGAAACGAAGCAGUGGAACGACGUUUGUACCAGAUUCGUACAUCUUUGACGACGAAGACGACGUGAUAAUUGAGCUGCCCUCCCCUAGUGCUACCUCUCCUUUGCAAUCUCCCAUCUUCCUUCAGCCAACAGUCUACCAACCUCCCGCGUCUCCCCUGUCGCAACAGUCACGAUCUCCGUCUCCGGCUCUAAGCGAGUCGGAUGAAGAGACAGACGUGCUCGUAGCAGAGCAGGUCAAAUUCGUGGAACCCUGCGCCAAACCUAAUCUAAUCCUAAUUAGUCCCGUCACCGACGGAUCAGUGGUCGAAGAACCUGAACCCAUGUCGGCAGUUUCUGCGGUUUCUGCAGAUGUACCCGAUCGCUUUCCAUCCGGCCAAGGAAUCUACUCCUUGAACCAGGGAACCAAAUCCCAGCCCUUGUUGAGCGACAAGCGGCCCGAUUACCUGGCGCACAUGAAGCGCGGCAGCUUGCAGCUGCACGGCAAAUAUGCGAAACAAGCGCCCAAACGGGCCGAUACGGACCCCUUCACAAUGCCGCGAGCUCUUGCGGACGUUCCUGAAACAGCCCAGGCGAUGGCCAUGCGCUCGCGUGCUAUGACAUGGAAUCGACCACAGACGUCCGCCGACAGUGCAUCGAACCGCGGUCCCAAAGCGGGUCUCCUCCGCCGUCCGCCAUCUAUGCAAAGUGUUGGUGGUGCUGGUGGUGGUUACUCUCUGUUCCCGAGCACCAGACGAACCCCUGCAUAUCCUAGCGAUGAGUUCCACGCUCGGUCCACCUCUAUGUCCCACUCGAUCGCCAGUUCGGACAUGAGCCAGCCACCAUCACGCACAUCCAGUCCAGCACCAUACUACUCCUCCCCUACAUUCAACCGACACCGCUCGGGUUCAUCGUACAGUGUAUCCAGCGUCCCCGGCAACAUCGCACAGCGGCCGCCAUUGCGCAACUCAAUCAUGAAGAGCUCAACCGCAUCGAGUGUGUACUCGGCCAGCAGUCUGCGAUCGGAAGUGGAGAGCGUGCACAGCCUGGAACCACGGGAGACCACCGAGCCCGAAGUUGCCAAGACGGCGCGGCGGAAGAAGAGUUUUCGGCGCAGCAAACAGCCCAAGCUCGAGAGCACAACAACCGAACCGCUCCCAACAACCCCCAAGAGUUUCAUGGGGUUCAUGUUACGAGGGCGGAGAAAGUCCACCAUUCAAAAGUCUUAAUGCUUAAUUUUGUUUGUCAUUUUGUUGGAACUAGUGUUUCAUAUUCAUCUCUUUAACUACCGAUUUGGGGCAAAUCGGCUAUGAUGGCGUUCGGUUAGCGGGAUUAAGGGUUUAGGAAACUGGAUCAGGCGGCUACUUGAUUUGAAUUGGUUCUUGUUUACUCGCACUGGAUGCUACAUUCCUGCUACUAUAUUACUCUAGUGUUUGAUUUUUUCCUGUACUAUAGCAAGGAACAAACAGUGGUCUUCCCGGAGCGGGCCCAUUCAGAAAAUGUUGAACAUACAUACCAUCC